Gadus macrocephalus (Pacific cod) is the source of this 1978-nucleotide messenger RNA. RefSeq names its product MORN repeat containing 2 (gene morn2). The transcript is spliced from 5 exons. NCBI's taxonomy places the organism in Eukaryota, Metazoa, Chordata, Actinopteri, Gadiformes, Gadidae. Bases 268 to 687 code for a protein of 139 amino acids. The record is from RefSeq and is a predicted model, not a curated record.
GCAUUGACGGUCACUAUGGCAACGGCUGUUUACUCUGAGCAGAGGACUUUGUUUCAUUUCUGAAGAAAUACUUGGUGGUGUAUACUCUCCUAUAACCUGUUUUUUUAUCCUUUAAGCUCUUCAUCAAGUCUAUAUCGUUAGUUACUUUGCAUAAUCAGUCUGCAAGCUGGUUCCACUAAAACCAUUAAGAACAUAUGAUGUCACCAGGAAGGUUUUAAGGUGUGUCCUGACAGACCGCGUGCCAGCAGCAGGAGCCGGGAGAUCAGGAUGUCAGAGGAGAGUGGACUUUCAGACGAAGGUCCACGGAAAGUGUCCUACAUUUUCCCGAAUGGGGACAGUUAUGGAGAAAGCAUUAAAUCUGAAUCAGGAGUAGUGAUGAGAAGUGGGACGGGCCAACAGAGUUCAGCCAAUGGCGUCGUGUAUACCGGAGAGUGGCAGGAGGAUCAGAUGAACGGCAGAGGAACCGUAGCGUACCCUUCAGGGGCGAUCUACGAAGGGGAGCUUAAGGACAACAGGUACCACGGUAGAGGGACCUACACCUUCCCAGACGGGUCCAAGUACACGGGCGCCUUCUUCGACAACAGGCUGGAAGGAGAAGGGACUUUCACAUGCCCAAAGGGAUUGGUUUGGACUGGAGAUUUCCAUGGCAAAGCAGCACUAGGCCUCAAACUGCAACAUAAUUUCUGACUCACAGACAUACACACAUUUGUAUAUGGUUCCGGGGGAGGUAAUGCCCAAUGCGCCUAGUAAGUAAUCUCAGACAUGAAUAAAGCCAUGAAGAAUAAAGACAUGAAGAAUAAGACCUUGCCUAUGGCAAGUGUACCGGAUACGAGUGGACUGCCGCAGCGGGUCAAUAAUUUUGCAGGAAAAAAACCUCAUUUUGAUUUUGAUUAACUUCCACACCGGCAUGUUUAAUAGAGGAAGGACAAAUUGUAUUAUGUGUCAAUGUUUUAUUUUCUUAACCCAAUUUGGAUUUUGUACUCUGUUUUGUAUUCAUGUGUUGUACUAAACAUUCGUUCUUUUCACUUUGCAUGGACAUCUCGUCCGUCACGUUUUUGUUAAGCAAAUGUAUUUGUUAAACAGUAGUUUUGUAAACAUUGUUUUAUGUAUCCUUCGAGCCACGCUGUGAGUUCUAUCCUCUCAUGGUGCUUGUAUUAACUUACCAUGAGAGAGGAAAUGUACUGUAGAAUGGAAGCCAGUGCAUUAGCACUUCAAUCCCCCGCAGUCCAAUCAGAUGAGGCAUAGAAUAUGCCUGUAACCAACCAACAUCUGUAUGCCAACCACUCACUCAUCACCCGGAGGUGUGUGUGUCUGUGUGUGUCUGUGUGUCUGUCUGUGUGUCUGUGUGCGUGUGUGUCUCUCCACGAUCCCGCUAUUCUUUGCUGGAAAAUAAUUGUUAACAGUGUCAUAGAUAUCAGUGUCUUAUUAAUUGCCUCACAUAGGCCUAUACAUUUUAUAAUCUUCAUUAAUUUAUCAGUUGAACUGAAUACGCCUUUCUGUUCUAGCCGUGGCACCUGUGCACUCUUCAUGAGACACUGACAUAUAACAGUUAAUAAAACACAAUACAAAACAUCAAACGUAAUUUGGACAAACCUUUUUAAUUGAAGCAGCUCUGAUAUUUUCCUUCUGAGUAAUCAUAUAUUAUUCAUCAGUCAUUGCACAUAACCCUGAACAUAUUCACUGUAUUAAGCUAACCUUGGUAUAUGUGAAACUGCAAAACAAAUUAAAAAAACACAAUAAAUGCACACUUAUUAAUAUGAUGCUUAAAACAUCCAAGCACCAUACCAAGAAAACUACAUUUGUAAUGAUUGUACAAGUUUCAGGUAGUAAAAAAUAAAAAGAUCUUGUAUUGCGAAACACAAAUAUUCGUUUGAUGUGAACAGCCUUUGAACAAGGCCUCCAUGAUGAACACUGCCUACUGGAGGCUGUACUUUAAACACACAAAAAUAAACAACUAUCCAUUAUGGCACUCAAAUUU